AUGGCUGCCGCCGCCCCUCCCCUUCUCCCCACCACCGUCCUCCCCGCCGAAACCGUCACGGCAACCCCAGCACCCACCUCCGUCUCCUCCGCCGACGCCAACCCGGCCGCCACGCGGGCCUUCCUCUCCCGCCUCCUCGACUCCGUCAAGCGCGCGCUCUCCGGGGCGCGCCCCUGGCCGGAGCUCGUCGACCGCACCGCCCUCUCCCGCCCGGACUCCCUCUCCGACGCCACCGCCCGCCUCCGCAAGAACCUCGCCUACUUCCGCGUCAACUACGCCGCCAUCGUCGCCCUCUCCCUCGCCGCCUCCCUCCUCGCACACCCCUUCUCCCUCGCCGCGCUCCUCGCCCUCCUCGCCGCCUGGUGCUUCCUCUACCUGCUCCGCCCCGCCGACGCGCCCCCGCUCGCCGCGUUCGGCCGCACCUUCUCCGACAGGGAGACCCUCGGAGGCCUCAUCGUCGCCUCCACCUUCGUCGUCUUCCUCACCUCCGUCGGAUACCUCAUCUUCUCCGCGCUCACCCUCGGCGCCGCCCUCGUCUGCGCGCACGGCGCCUUCCGCGUGCCCGAGGACCUCUUCCUCGACGAGCCCGACCAGGCCAACGGUGGCGCCUCCGUCAACCUGCUCUCCUUCGUCUCCAACGCCACCGGAGGCCGCGUCUGA
Messenger RNA from Oryza brachyantha (malo sina), 660 nucleotides. Its product is annotated as PRA1 family protein B2-like. Gene Ontology annotation, cellular component: endoplasmic reticulum; Golgi apparatus. Bases 1 to 660 code for a protein of 219 amino acids. NCBI's taxonomy places the organism in Eukaryota, Viridiplantae, Streptophyta, Magnoliopsida, Poales, Poaceae. The record is from RefSeq and is a predicted model, not a curated record. Gene Ontology annotation, biological process: vesicle-mediated transport. The transcript has a single exon.